Polistes canadensis is the source of this 1275-nucleotide messenger RNA. Its product is annotated as odorant receptor 49b-like. Bases 1 to 1275 code for a protein of 424 amino acids. The record is from RefSeq and is a predicted model, not a curated record. The transcript is spliced from 6 exons. Gene Ontology annotation, cellular component: plasma membrane. Lineage: Eukaryota; Metazoa; Arthropoda; Insecta; Hymenoptera; Vespidae. Gene Ontology annotation, biological process: detection of chemical stimulus involved in sensory perception of smell; sensory perception of smell. Gene Ontology annotation, molecular function: odorant binding; olfactory receptor activity.
AUGCGACAAACUAUGAUGAACAAAUCGAAAUUUUUAGCAGUUAACGUGGCACGGUUUUUAAUGAAAACUGUUGGCUUUUGGACAGCGGAUACGGUUACCGAACAACGUUUAUUAAAUGCAAUUUUUGUUUACACCAUCAUUGCGAUUGGUUUGGCUUUAUGGAUCGAGGCUUACGAUUUUUAUAUUAGCUUCGGUGAAUUUUACGCUAUAACAUACACUGCUUGCAGUUCGAUGCCAGUUGUAGUAAUUAUAAUGAAGAUAAUUAUUCUUCUACGUAAUCGAAAAGAUAUGAUGAAAUUAAUUCGUUAUACGGAAAAGAAUUUCUGGUUCAACGAAUACGACGAAUUCGGUGAAAAGAUAUUGAACGACGUUAACAUAAAAGGAAGCAUUUUAAUUUGUUGUUUCACGUGUUGCGUUCAAAGUACCGUAUUUACUUACAUGUUGACUCCUAUAAUAGAAAAUAUUGGGAAAAAUGAGACCGACAGAAUUCUUCCUUUCAACGUUUGGUUGGGUGGUUUAGACACUCAUUUAUCUCCAUACUUCGAAAUUGCUUUUCUAAUGGAGUCGCGUAUAAUUUGGCAGGUUAUCGCGUUGAUACAUUCGGGACUUUGUUUCUGUUGUUUCGACAACUUUCUAUGCCUGUUGAAUUUAACAGUAGCCGGACAAUUUCGUAUCCUUCAACAUCGAUUGGAAAUAUUGUUGGAUAAGAGCGUAUUGUCUUAUAUGACACGUGACAAAGUUUGCCAAGUCGAAGAUGCACGAGAAACUUUAGAAGAAUUCAAAAGAUGCGUUAAACAUCAUCGUAUGCUUAUCGAUUAUGUCGAAGAGUUGGAAAAGAUAUUUACGAUGUCUACAUUGUGCCAGUUAUUGAUGUCCGGUAUUUUAUUGUGUGUUGCUGGAUUUCAAGUUUUCUUGGCACGUGGAAUAAUAAUACGUCAAUUCAUAUUCAUAUCACAUAUCAAUGGUUGUUUCUUCCAAUUAUUCGUAAUAACAUUAGCUGCUAAUGAAGUAAUUAUCGAGAGUCGUGCAGUCGGUGACGCGGCAUAUAAUGCUAAUUGGCAGACAUUAUCCUACGAACCAUAUAAAAAUAUUCGAAUGGGAAUCAUAACGAUUAUGGCACGAGCUGAUCGACCAUGUUACAUUACAGCUGGUGGCUUUUUUCCUGUUUCCCUUGAAACAUUUAUGUCGGUAUUAAGUACUGCGGCAUCUUACUUCGCGUUGUUACGUAAGUUUGCCGAAGAUGAAGAAUCGAAUGGCGAAACGAUAAUUUCCUAA